Molecule: messenger RNA, 1495 nt
Organism: Nicotiana tabacum (common tobacco)
Lineage: Eukaryota; Viridiplantae; Streptophyta; Magnoliopsida; Solanales; Solanaceae
Source: RefSeq, a predicted model, not a curated record
AGUUAACUUUCGAUUUGUGUCGGAGCUAGCGUAACUUCAUGUGAUAUCAAAAUGCAGGUAUGGCAAACAAGUUGUUGCCGAUGAGUUAAACUCCCUUUAUGGGGAAUCCCGUGCUGGAGGCUUUGGUUCUGAGGUGAAAAUGAGAAUCCUAAUAUGAUGCAUACUACAAGCGAGCUCAGCAGGUAAGGACUUUGGUAAGGGAAAGCUUCAGGGCAGCAUUAGAGGAGAAUGAUAUUUUGAUUUCACCUGCUGCACCAUCAGCGGCAUACAAAAUUGGUGAAAAGAAGAACGAUCCAUUGUCAAUGUAUGCUGGUGAUAUCAUGACUGUCAAUGUCAACUUGGCUGGUCUUCCAGCAUUAGUUCUCCCGUGUGGAUUUGUUGAUAGCAGCUCUGCGGCCCUUCCUGUUGGUAUUCAGAUGAUUGGUGCUGCAUUUGAAGAGGGAAGAGAUCUUAGUCCUGUAACUGAUAAACUCUGGAAGAGAUUUUACAAGAUUCAGUUUGGUGAAAAAAGCAUAAAUCAGGUUGUCCAAGACAUGAAGCUAAGGAAUGGAACAUUCAAAUGGAAACAAUUGUAUGAGGCAAAGUUAGAGGAACUGGAAGAAACUCAACAGAAGUUAUUCAAAAGAAUUGGGCAGUACUUAUACCUAAAGGAAGAUGGUACUGCAAGAUUGCAAUAUCAGAAGAAUUUUGGGAAAAGAAAUCACAAGAAGAAAACAGAGGUGAAGCUCGGAACUGGACAGUUGUCAGUGUGUCGACGCCCUUCCUCAUUGCUGCAGCACCAAGAAAUCAACUAAGAAUAGGUAGUGUAGAUAUUGGGAAGAGGAGAUGGAGAGAGCAAUGACAAGACAAAACUAGUGGCAAAAACGGAGUCAGGAUUUGAAGUUUAUGAGUUCUGUCGUUGCCACCUAACCCAUUAUUCAUUUAGUUACUACUAAGUUUGCGAUUAAAUAUUUAUACAUAUUUAGUGAAUUUCAUAAUACAAAUACAGGGUUUAAACAAAAGCUACUGGAUUCGUCCGAACCGGUACCUAAUAUUAUAGCUUUGCCUUGACUAGUGGUUGAAGAAACCUUUAUUCAAAAAACUAUUGGACUGUAAAAUUGUGGUGCAAGAGUACUAGUAACAUUUUAAAACUUUGCACAUGGUUAGUUCUAACCUGUAUACUUUGGUUACCUCUUUUCAAGAUUCUUGAGAUAGGAUUUAUUUUCAGGGGGUCUCAUGCUUAAUCAAAUAUGUAAAGAUCAAGUCUGAAAAUCAAGAAAAGAGAACUGAAAUCAACUCAGUCUUUGAGCUUCGAGUUUGUCCAUGAUUUCCACAAGUAGAGAUGGCAAUGGGACAGGGCAGUUGCUGUAAGAGAAGGACCGUGAAAUAAGAGAAUUUUUCGCUGAUUGUAUCCAUCAUUCAAAUGUCUAUAUGUACAAGUAAAUUGCUACAAAAGAAAAUGUAAAAGAAAAUCCUAUUUACACUUGUACUAUUCCUAUUCAUUAUGUUGUUCCUG